Molecule: messenger RNA, 600 nt
Organism: Durusdinium trenchii
Lineage: Eukaryota; Dinophyceae; Suessiales; Symbiodiniaceae
Source: the annotation of a GenBank genome assembly
AUGCCUCAAUACUGCUCCUUCACAAACCGACACAACCAUCCUUAUUCCGUGAGGCCCCGCACCAAGGAAAACCCAGCAACCAAGCCACUUCCAUCUCACCGCACCAAGGCCAAUAUUCUGGUGGACACGAACUUUACUGUCAAACUCAGCGACUUUGGCUGCUCCAAGCGCAGCAAUGUGACCACCUCCUUCACCACUAUCGGGUCAAUCCCGUGGAUGGCGCCAGAGGUGAUCCAACAGCAGGACGGCUACGGCCGCAAGGCGGAUAUCUGGAGCUUGGGCUGUGUGGUCAUCGAAAUGGCCUCCGCAGAGCGGCCCUGGGGCAACGGAGCCUUUGAAAAUGCAUCUUGGAGACGGAGAGGGGAGGAGAUCGGAGAUUGGAGCGGGAGGAGCUCGGAGACCAAGGGACCCUGGUGGGCUCAAACGUGUUGUAAGACCAUCUGCGACAUGAAGAAGUGGGCUCGGCAGAGGUUGCAGAAGCCGGCUGUUGUGGGGGUCGAUGACUGUGAGCAGGGUGAGAGGAGCGCUCCCAAAAUGAGAGAGAUGUCAGAGCAAUGUGGGUUGGAUAUACAUGCUAUUGUUCUAUCAUCGAACAUCUAA